Molecule: messenger RNA, 2097 nt
Organism: Dothidotthia symphoricarpi CBS 119687
Lineage: Eukaryota; Fungi; Ascomycota; Dothideomycetes; Pleosporales; Dothidotthiaceae
Product: MFS general substrate transporter
Exons: 2
Coding region: 294-1808 (504 amino acids)
Source: RefSeq, a predicted model, not a curated record
GGUCUAAGAUAUGGGGAUUUGUUGGUUCGAGAUGUUCGAGUAUCGACCAAGUGCGCCAACGCACGCUGUAAACGGAUAGACUUCCAUGGUCGCUCAGCGUAUCUAAGGUGAACUUUGCCAGGAGCUUUAAAUAGCGGGUGGCGUGCACUUCUAAUACCUUAACUGAAGCGUUACAUUAUCGCAGGGGCCUGAGCAUUGCUUAAUUAGCUCGCGUGCCUCGCUCACCUCUCUUCCUCUCCAAACGUCCCAUACUCUGCGUGGAUUCAGGACGCAGACAACAUCCACCACCCACCAUGGCGACCCACGAGAAGCCGGUGAUGCCUGCGCACGAUGUCCACACCCCAGAGCACUCGAUGACCGAUAACAAUACGCUGGAUCUUCCCAACUCAUGGAAGUACAAGCGCAUCACCAUCGCUGGGUUCAAGCUCCCAUGGUUCGCCUCACCACCCGUGCAGCUGGUCAUUGUUGCUUUCGUCUGCUUCAUGUGCCCGGGCAUGUUCAAUGCUCUCAAUGGUAUGGGUGGAGGUGGCCAGCUCGAUCCAACCGCCAACAACCGCGCGAACACGGCCCUGUACUCGACCUUUGCUGUUAUCGGCUUCUUUGCUGGAACCUUCACCAACAAGCUCGGUAUCCGCACAGCGCUGUCAUUUGGUGGCAUUGGCUACUCCGUCUAUGUUGCCUCUUACCUAUGCUACAACCAUACGCAGAACCUAGGCUUCACCACUUUUGCGGGUGCGCUCCUUGGUGUGUGCGCUGGUCUGCUGUGGUGCGCCCAGGGAGCUAUUAUGAUGUCCUACCCGCCUGAGGAAUCCAAGGGCCGCUACAUUUCGUGGUUCUGGAUGAUCUUCAACUUGGGCGCCGUAAUUGGUAGUUUGAUCCCUCUUGGUCAAAACAUCCAUACCACAUCCGCCGCGACCGUGAAUGAUGGCACAUAUGUCGGCUUCCUUGUUCUUACUAUUCUCGGCGCCUUUCUCGCCUGGACGCUCGUCGAUGCACGAGAUGUCAUCCGCUCCGAUGGAUCCAAGGUCAUCAUCAUGAAGCACCCUUCAUGGAAGUCUGAAAUCGUUGGGCUGUAUGAGACCUUCUUCACGGACCCCUACAUCAUCCUCCUAUUUCCCAUGUUCCUGGCCAGUAACUGGUUUUACACCUACCACUUUACAGAAGUCAAUGGCGCAUAUUUCAAUACCCGCACCCGUGCUCUAAACGGUGUGUGCUACUACUUGUUCCAAAUCAUUGGGGCCUACAUCUUCGGUUUCGCUCUCGACAUCAAGGGCGUGCGACGAACCACCCGCGCUAAAGUUGCUUGGGGUGCCCUGUUUGCCAUCAUCAUGAUUAUCUGGGGUUUCGGCUAUAUGUUCCAGAAGACUUACGACCGUGCAUGGGCUUCGGACGAAACCCACGAGAAAAAGGAUUGGUCUGACGCUGGCUACGCUGGCCCGUUCGUGCUCUACAUGUUCUACGGCUUCUCUGAUGCCGCGUGGCAGACAUGCGUCUACUGGUUCAUGGGCUCGUUGACCAACAACAGCCGCAAGCUUGCCAACUUUGCUGGGUUCUACAAGGGCAUCCAGUCUGCCGGUAGUGCCAUCACUUGGCGUCUGGACGACUACAAGAUCCCGUACAUGACCAUGUUCGCAUCCAACUGGGGCCUUCUCGCCGGCAGCUUGCUGGUCGCCCUUCCCGUCAUCCUCUGGAAGGUUGAGGACACCGUCCCGAUUGAGAAAGACGUCGCGUUCACUGACGAGACCGUCGCCGAAGUGGCGCCCAAGACCAUUGUCACUAGUGGUCACCAUGACGCCGAGAAGGUUUAGGUUUUGGGUUCAGGAUCUUCAUAAAUGGUAUUAUGUGGGGGAUUUUUAUGAUACUUUUUUCUCUAUGAUACCACAUACUGUCUUUGCGAUUGGUCUUUCACGGUGAUGGACUUGACGGAGUUAUGAUACCUGGUUCUUGGACGCCUCAUGUUGAGGGUCGUUCACUGGAAACUGCGUGAAGAUCCCCUUUUGCUUCUGAUUAGCAUAGCGUGCGAGAUACAUCAAGCGGCAUCUGGCUUAUGUUCAAUAGUACGUCUUCACUUCCACCGAAUGAAUGGUUCAUGUAAUG